Molecule: messenger RNA, 173 nt
Organism: Racocetra persica
Lineage: Eukaryota; Fungi; Glomeromycota; Glomeromycetes; Diversisporales; Gigasporaceae
Source: the annotation of a GenBank genome assembly
AUGAAGUCGUAUAUCAACACAGUUAUUAAUGAAGUACAAAUCAUUAAUAAGAAGGUGGAUUAUUUAAUUCAUGAUCCUAUUAAUAAUAUGAUAAACUUGAAAACAAUUAAAAUUAAUCCAAAAGAGUUAGAUGAUCUUCCCAACAUGGAAACAAAAAAAUCUAUUGUUAAAAA